Messenger RNA from Stegostoma tigrinum, 5604 nucleotides. RefSeq names its product Rho GTPase activating protein 31 (gene arhgap31). Gene Ontology annotation, molecular function: GTPase activator activity. Gene Ontology annotation, biological process: small GTPase-mediated signal transduction. The coding region runs from base 499 to 4674 and encodes 1391 amino acids. Lineage: Eukaryota; Metazoa; Chordata; Chondrichthyes; Orectolobiformes; Stegostomatidae. The record is from RefSeq and is a predicted model, not a curated record. The transcript is spliced from 12 exons.
AAGGCUGGGGCCGUUAUCUCUCUGCUGUCAGGCCCGGCUAACUGUAACGCUUGUCCUUAGUGCCUCACUUCCUUGGUUUCUUACAGCAUUUCCUGAGCACAAAUUGAUAAACCAUUGACAUGUUUUGGAAGAGGAGAAAAGGCACAGGAAGCUGAUGUUUAAACUCUCAAUCUUACAGGGCCUAAGAGGAGAAAAACUCCAAUCUUUUUCUACAAAUCUGAAGCUGUACUAACUUCAGAGUUUCAAGCUGUUAAGUUGUCUCCUGUGAAAGACAAACAAGGGAUCCUAUCAGUUCUUUGCAUACACAAUGUGGACUCUGCAAAAGUCAUUGCUACUGCUACGAACUGACUGAAACGUCGUGUCAGGAUGUGAGUCUGCAUUGCCUGUUGGCUGAGGCAGAUUCACUGGGAUUUUUUUUUGAAACUGGUGGUUGUUUGCAGACAGCUCUUGUGGUAAAGCAAUUUAAGGCACAGGUUCCUUAAGUCAUCUUGUUCACCCAUGAAGAACAAGGGAGCAAAACAGAAAGGAAAACGGAAGGGUGCGAAGGACACUGCGUUUGGUUGUGACCUAGGUGACUACUUACAGAACUCCGGACAGGAUGUUCCUCAAGUCCUCAAAAGCUGUGCAGAAUUCAUUGAAAAACAUGGAAUUGUAGAUGGAGUCUACAGGCUCUCAGGAAUUACUUCCAAUAUUCAGAGGCUGCGGCAGGAGUUCGGUACAGAGCAGCGUCCUGACCUGACUAAGGAAGUGUAUCUACAAGAUAUCCACUGUGUGGGCUCCCUCUGCAAACUGUACUUCCGUGAACUGCCCAAUCCUCUUCUCACAUAUGAGCUCUACAAAAAAUUCACGGAGGCAGUCUCUGCUGAGUCAGAAGAGGAGCAGCUGACCAGAAUCCAAAAUGUCAUUAAAGAGCUACCUCCUGCACAUUACAGAACUCUGGAAUACCUGAUAAGACAUUUGACACAUAUUGCUUCCUUCAGCACAAAGACAAACAUGCAUUCUAGGAACCUAGCCCUUGUCUGGGCUCCCAAUUUAUUAAGAUCAAAAGAAAUAGAAGGGUCUGGAUAUAACAACGAUGCUGCAUUUCUGGAGGUUCGAGUCCAGUCCAUCGUUAUUGAAUUCAUCCUGAAUCACGUCAAUCAGCUCUUCGUUAGCAACACAGUCCAACUUGCACGGGACACUGAAGCACACAAUCCUAUUGCGAAAUGCAAAUCACUCCCUAUUGUCUCACCAUCAAUGAAGCUUUUAACCUUAGAGGAAGCCCAGGCCAGGACUCUGAGACCUGACCAUCCCGCUCGUCUUGAAAAAUCACACUGUGCUCCAAUGGACACUGGACCUGCAGCAGGGACUAUUUAUCACACAGUCAUUGAUCUGCCAGAUCCAAGGAGAAAAAUUCCUGCAAAGACAAAGAAAUGGAAAUCCAUAUUUAACCUGGGACGAUCAGGAAAUGAUUCAAAGGGUAAACUAAGCAGAAAUGGCAGUGUGUUUGUGAGAGGACAUCAAUUUGCAGAGAAGGGCAACAUUCGACCUGCUAAAAGCAUGGAAUCCCUUUGCUCUUUGCCAAUAGAUGAUGAUGAAAUAGGGGGUCGAUUUAAACAUGCUGCAAAGCUGGGAGGUAACCUUUCCCCAUCACUGAAAUCUUGCACACUUGGCUCAGGAGGUUCUUACAGUCUAGGCAGGAGGCACAGUGAUUGGGAUCAGGAAGACCUCCUUGGUGCUAUUGGAGGAUGUGCCAAUGACGUUAGUGAAGAAACACCCGACAAGGAGUCAGCACCACUGAGGGCACAGCCAGAGCAACUGAAGGUUUUUCGUGGAGAUGCUUUCAAUAAAUCAGAACCCACAUCACCAAAGACUAGACGACUGUUUUAUUCAAACAAUCCCAAUGAUUCUUCAGCAAAAUCUAACUUCCCAGGUAACUUAUUUCCCCUUGAAGCAUCGCCACGACAUCAUAGAAAGCCAAUGGCAUUGAAUAUAUCUGAGCCUUUUUCUGUGUCUGUGCCAUUACACAUCUCAGGAAUUAUCAGCCCCACCACCACAUCCUGUAGACAACCACAAAAUCUAAAAGACUCAGCUCUUCAAGAAUCAACAAAUGGGACAUCGCGAGAUGAAGGCAGUAUUCUACCAGUCACCAAAGAUGGGGAAGGAGAUCCUCACAGUGAGCAGUCUAAUUCAGAAAACCAGAAGCCAAAUGAUGACCAGGAAAUUGAGAAGUCCCUGUUGCAGACUGAGCCACUCACUGAUGAUUACUCAAAUUCAUCGUCACAAGACCAGCCACAACCUUUCCCAACUCUGACAAGUCAACACUCUGAUCCAUUACAGCUCACGCCCUCAAUGUCAGUGUCCAGUUCAGCCGCUCCUCCAGACCUUGGUGAGAAAACAACACUGGAUGGAACAUCAGCUGCACUCCUAACAAGGCAACCGCAUGAAAAUGGACAUCAAACAGAAUGGAGUGAUGAUAUGGAAGAGCAAGCAGCAACUAUACAGGACACAGAUUCAUCUGCCAAGGCAUUCAUAGAACAACUGUGGCCAGAAACGAAAGAGCUUGAAAUCAGGGAACCUGACGAGGCCACUGCAGUGAAUAACACUGAGGAAAAGAUGGAGGACAGGCUUAUUCAGCCUCAUGACAAGAGUGAUAUUGAGGACAAGUCCCUGCCUGGCACAACAGUAAAGCCAAAGUUUAAAGGGCCUCAAAGAAUACACAGUCUUCCUGAUCUCUUCUUAUCAAGUCCACCUCCCGUGAUUGAAAACAGCACAGAAGUGUUGUGCCUGAAUGCCACAAAUCACAUAAGUUCCAGUGAAGCAAAUGAUACCAAGAUCUCUGAUCCUAGCUUGUCUCAGCUGAGUCCAUCUACUAAACCAUUCAGUGGGUGCUCAAAGACAGAGCUUUCUCAACCAAUAUCAGACGCAAAUAUUUUGAUGGCACCAAUCGAGAGCCCAACAAAAUGGUGCAGAGGAGUUUCUAUGGGUUCUUUUAUCUCAAAUUAUCCUGAAUCUAAUCCAGACCAACAAAAUGAUCCUAACUCAAAUGAAAAGCAUCAAUGUCUGAUUGCCCCCCUUGAAUUAAAGCAUUUGGAGCCUUGUGAUCAGGAUGGAAUCUCUAACAAACUUGCAUCAGAUACCAGUAUUUCAGGAACAUGCUCAGAAGAUGUUUUCUUCAGCCAAGCAGAACAGACAACAGUCAAUCUGUCAAACAACGAAUGUGAUCAAAAGGAGCAAUUGGUAGAUAUUCAGUUCAGUCAGACACCUGCAGAAGCACAGACUGAAGCCAGUGAGCUCCUGCAACUGGAAGACUGCAUGGUCAAUGAGACUUUAAAACAGUCUGGCUCCCAUUCACCCCAGCUGGAUCAAACGGCGCAAGAUGGGAAAGAAUGUUCGACAUUAAUGCCUCCAAUUGAAAUCCCAGGUGAAAGGCAGGAGUCAUUAUCACCUGAUGUUUGUACAGAUAUAAUAGCUCCUAAAGAUCUUUAUGAUCAUUCAUCUCAAUCUGCUAACAAAUAUAUUGAGUGGAACAGUCAAAGCCCAGAGUUUUCGUCCCAAAUCUGCAAUGGAGAGACUUUUGAAAAUAGCUCUAAUCUAACCAAUUCUGUACAGUUCCCAAAUAAAGUGGAUGGAAUCUCUGUACAUGACCAGCUGCAUGUUUCACUAACUGAAGACAAUUCAUUAGCAUCAAAUGAAUCAGACAGUUUAUGCAUUAUAAAUGCAGAGGUGACACCAUGUUUGAAGGCAACAGAACCUGAGCCCUUAAGGAUAACAUCUGAUAGAAAUGAGGAGUGCUGCUUGAAGUCUAAUGAUGAGGCCUCACUAUUUGUCUUAUACCCCAUGGUUAAUGAUAAGCCUCCUAUCUCUGAUAGUUGUACUAUUCAGUCAAUCCCUAUUGGUGUCACUGCCGUUCGAAUGACUUAUAUGAUAAAGACAUGUCAAGUCAAAGCCAUUCCGGUUAUUCCACCAAAACUCCAGUUCACCCAGAUCCCCCAACCUUUGGCAAAAAAGAAUCUCUCUCCCCCCGCACUCCCUUUGGAUAAAGUGUUAACAAUUUUGCAACCCAUUACAGCACAUGAACAGAGCAGUCCUGAGAGCAAACAUAGAUUGGAUUCUUCUUUAAUAAAUUCUUCAGUAGCAGAAUGUAAAGAUGGGAAAGAAAAUGGCCUAUCUGGACAUGAAUGUUCUACCACUUCACCAGAUACCUCACUUACGCAAUCCAAAACCACCGAAGCCACACCAAUUGGGAAUAAAACCUGCCAGUUAAAUGGGGAAGAUGUAUUCAACAAUCCAACAUCUUCCAAAAUGGAAAGAUCUCCAGUUCAGCAAAAACCUGGGUUUCUGCGGCAUGCACAACACAGAUCAAAAGCAGGACGGCCUCAAAGCCUCAUCCUAUUCAGUCCACCCUGGCCUAACAUGGAACGUCCUUCUUCACUAGACACCAACAAGGUGCUUCUUAGUCCAGUACAAUCCAGCCCUGAACAACUUUCACCAUUAGAAUUGGAUCACUCAGCCCCUGACAGCUACAUGCAGGAACUUAAUGACAGUCAGAACGGACCAGAUGGUGUCACACUCCGAAGCCGAAUGAGCAUGCCAAAAAGUGGGCAGAGGUUGGAGACCUCAACAAGUUGUUUUUACCAGCCUCAAAGGCGGUCCAUGAUAUUUGAAAAUAGAGGGGGCAGGCAAAUUGAAUGACCCCCUUUUGCUGAUUCUACGAACUUCAGACUGGCAAAUACACAGAUUUAAUUGUGAUGACAUUUUUCAAUCACAAUCUAUAUGUAUUCUAUCAUCUACUGCUCAAAUGUCUGUAAAAGUUUGAAAAUAUGCAUUAGAACAAGCACAAAACAUAUGAUGUUAUGUAGCUGGAUUUGUACAAGGUGAGAGCGACAGGUUAUUUGGAUUAGGUCUUUCAUAAACAAAAUGCACAAACCUGAGUCGAGUGCUGAACACAUCACAACUUAACUAUGUAUGACUUAAAAUGAAUCGGGAUAAAUCCAAAAUAUACAAAGUAGUGACCAAAUUGUUAUUUAAAAGUACAUUUCAUAUAUAUUCUCUAAACAAAAUCUGUGCAACAAAUGUGAGGAUGAGGCUAUUACUGUCAAACUGUACAGUACUCAUCUUGCUAAUAGCUCAUUUCUCAUUUCAGUAGAAUGGGUGCCCUUGCCUGAUUUGCUACAAAGAAUGCAUUACUGUAAUAUUUAUUGGAAUUUGAAGUGAAUCUCAUAUGAGGAUAAGUGGAGACAUUUUACCAUGAAUGUUAUGAGUAUGGAAUUGUGCAUCAUUGGUGUUUUAACACACUUAAUGAUUGACUUCAUCAACAUCCUGCUUUGUUUAUUGCUUACUUCACCUGUUGACCCAUUACACUUUGUAACAGAGCAACUUCAGUUCGAAUUACUGUACUUUUCAAAUUUAUACGGAUCUAUUAUACCUCAUAGAAAAGAAAGCUAUGGAAAAUUGUGUCACUCGUUUUUUGGCUAAAGCAGAUAAUCUACAAAAGAUAUACUACUGUUUUAUUUAACUAGAUUCAGCCAUCUCAGAGGAUAGACAAUAUCAGUGUUUUUCUGUAAAUGCUUCAACAUCUCAGUUUCAAUGUUUAUGUCUCUGUCAUGUAUUGAAAUUAUUUCU